Molecule: messenger RNA, 389 nt
Organism: Prorocentrum cordatum
Lineage: Eukaryota; Dinophyceae; Prorocentrales; Prorocentraceae
Source: the annotation of a GenBank genome assembly
GUCAGCGGAGCAAGCCCGCAGAGUCCGCGAGCGCUUUAAUCCCCACAUCGAGCAGAAAGGCGCGGCGUUGAGAACGCAACGGGGCGCGCGCCGCGCCGAUGCCACGGUCGCUGCCAUCUCGCGCGACGCAAACGUGACUUCAUUGGAAGCACUCGCAGGAAGGGCAAAUCGCGCCGACCUGGAGUGCGCGCGUUUCUUCGUGGAGGAAGCUCUGCGCGCUGCGCCGGCUGCGCCCCGGCGCGAAGACCGCGCGUCGCCAUCGCAGGGGGCGCCAGUAAUUGGCCGGCCACCGGCUUCGGGCAACGGCUUGCCGCGCGAGUUUGUUGAACUGGUCGAAAUCGCUGAUCUCGAGAAGGGCGCCCCGCGCUGGCACGCCGGCGCGAUCGCUG